Messenger RNA from Magnolia sinica, 783 nucleotides. RefSeq lists its product as uncharacterized. The record is from RefSeq and is a predicted model, not a curated record. Bases 174 to 596 code for a protein of 140 amino acids. The transcript is spliced from 4 exons. Lineage: Eukaryota; Viridiplantae; Streptophyta; Magnoliopsida; Magnoliales; Magnoliaceae.
AACCAACGGUUGAGAUGUGAGUGUGGAUUGAAGGGAGAAAACUGGUUUCACCGGUUAUGGUAAAGCCGAGCAAGUACACAGCCAUUUAAAAGGGUGUUUUACCCUAUCCAUCCCGCCCUCUUUCUCUCCCUAAACUUCUGCAAGCAGCCCUCUCUCCCUCAAUCCGUCACCAGAUGCCCCUGUGUAGCCUCUCUCUCUCUCUCAAUGCAACCCUGGCCAUGCAGCCCUCCCUCCCCCUCCUUCAAUCCCUACCACCACAAGUAGGGACAACCCGCCCGCCGCCACCUCUCUGUCUCCCUCUCCCUCUCCCUUAUGUAGACCUCAAAGUGAUCGGCUUAAGAAUACAAAUGACCAUAUCGCUUGGGACUGGGAGUGAUGAAGUGCAAGCGUGCAUGAUUGAUAAGCAACCCAGUGGCAGUAGUGGAGGUGAUUUGUGUGGGAGCCAUGGUCUUGAAACACAACUCAAGCUUUAUGGUACGGAGGCCAAAGAACUCAAGUGGGGCCUCAACUACAGAAAUUCAAAGAACAUACUUGUUGGAAGAUUAAACAGAGAAGAAAAGAAGGAAAAGUUUAAAAAGAAUAAAAAUAAACACUAAGUUGUCUACUCCCUAUCUUUUGUUGUGGUUUUUUCUUUCUUUUUUUCGUGGAUUAUUUCUCUUUUUCUCAAGUUCAUCCUUACUGUCAUGGGUUUGUAAGCCAUGAAGUCUUUAUCUGUAUUAGCUUAGAUGAGUUGAUCAAUCAAGGCAUUUACUAUCAAUGGUAAGAGACGUCACAUUUUUAUAA